Molecule: messenger RNA, 852 nt
Organism: Prunus armeniaca (apricot)
Lineage: Eukaryota; Viridiplantae; Streptophyta; Magnoliopsida; Rosales; Rosaceae
Source: the annotation of a GenBank genome assembly
AUGGUUUCGAAAUCUCAAAGUAAGGAGGCUCAAGCUACAAAAGGUCAAGGCAAGGACAUUGUAGUUUCAAAGGCACAAAUGGCUGAAUCCAAAUUUGUUCCAAGCAAUCCCACAAAGAAGAUGAGAUUUACUUCAUCCUCUGAGAAAGACCCAAGCUCUGCGACAUUUGAUGAAGUGACAAAAUUGACUCGCGGUAUCAACACAAUGAGCCGUGUUGUGAAGAGGAAAAUCCAGAAGAUUAAGCCUGUGGUUGAGUACAAUAAAAGUGGCAGACCACAUGGCAAAGUUGCUAUUGAGAUGCAGAGUUACAUUGGUGUUUUGGCACGCACCAGAGUCCCUCUUGUGGACAAGAAAUGGACUCAAUUGCCCAAGGACCUGAAGGAGCAGAUUUGGGAAGCUGUUCAAAUGGCUUAUGUUGUUUGGGAAGGGGGCAAGAAGAUGAUGUUGUCGUCUGCCGCCAAAAAAUGGAAGGAUUUUAAGUCUACCUUAACUAGGCAGUUUAUCCUUCCAUUCGCAAAUGAGAAGGAGAAGUUAGAAGAGCCCCCUCAGCUUUAUAACUUCAUAGAGAAAUUGCAAUGGGAUGCCUUUGUAGCUUUAAGGUUAUCCCCAGAUUUUGAGGCUGUGCAUUCUGAGCAGUCACAGAGAACAGAGAAAUGCGAGUACAACUGUGCCCGAAACCAGCCCGGUGAAGAAAUCGAUCGAUCUCUGCUAUGGAAGAAGGUAAGAGAAGAUAAAGAGGGAAACAUCCCUGAUCCAAAGGUUGCAGAGAAGGCAAAAUUAAUCACAUCAAUCUUUUUAGUAACCGUCGUUAGACACGAAACCCCACGACGGUUUUUAUUUACCGCCUUUUAA